GUCAUGCAUUUUUCUAGUAAAAGCUCUGCAAGUCUGCAAUAAAAAUGGCCUCCAAUAAAACUACAUUGGAGCAGAGAUUAUCAGAUGUCAACCCCUCCUGGACCAUUUUAAUGAUGCAUUCAUGGAUCUCAAGUCCUUGACAAGAAUUAGUGAAGCCGAAAAGAGUACCAGAAAACAAUCUUCCAUUGAAUCAAAGAAUUUUAGUCCAACGGAGAACACAGAUGGAGAUGUUCCCCACUUGUAGCCUGCUUGCCUCAUCACCACACAAAAUGGGAAAGAAACAGAAUGGCAAAGGUAAAAAAGUUGAAGAGGCAGAGCCUGAAGAAUUUGUUGUGGAGAAAGUCCUGGACAGACGUGUUGUAAAUGGAAAGGUGGAAUACUACUUGAAGUGGAAAGGAUUUACAGAUGCUGACAACACAUGGGAACCUGAAGAAAACUUAGAUUGUCCAGAGCUAAUCGAAGCUUUUCUGAACUCUCAGAAAGCUGGUAAAGAAAAAACAGAUGGUGCCAAAAGAAAAUCUUUGUCAGAUAGUGAAUCUGAUGAUAGUAAAUCAAAGAAAAAGCGUGAUUCUGUUGAUAAACCAAGAGGGUUUGCAAGGGGUCUUGAUCCUGAGCGGAUAAUUGGGGCUACGGAUAGCAGUGGAGAGCUUAUGUUCCUCAUGAAAUGGAAAGACUCUGAUGAGGCAGAUCUGGUCCUGGCCAAAGAAGCUAACGUGAAGUGUCCUCAGAUCGUAAUCGCUUUUUAUGAAGAGCGACUAACUUGGCAUUCAUGCCCAGAAGAUGAAGCACAAUAAUUGUUUGCGUUGCUUUUUUAUAUAUAUGAAUAUUAAAACCUGAAAUUUGAUUUAUUAGCAAUGUGAGAAGCAUACAUUCUAACAAGAAUUAAAUUUGAUAUUUUUUUGAAGUAGUACGUUUUGCAUCAACAGCAAGUAAAUAAAAGCUUUCUGCAACUUGUUUCAUUUAUCACAAGAGAGCGUUUGAUACUACUACUUCCUCCAUAUUAGGUAAAAGCUUUUAUAAAACAUUCAUAAACUUCCAUAGUUAUUACAGAAUCAUAAUGAAUGUCUAAACAAACUCACGGAUGUUUUGUAGUCUUCUAUACUAUUGAUGUGCAUGUAUCUUCUUUACCCAAACCUAGCCCUUUAAACCUGUAGAAUCAUUCUUUUUAGUAUUUGGGGUCACUUGGUCCCAAGAAGACCAGGCGAAAACUAACUUUGUAGUAAUUUGAAUGUUAUCAGACUGUAUAUUGUUUACUUUAUUGUAAAUACUGGUGAACAGUGGUCAAUAAAAUAGUUUUAUAUUCUUCCUUU
Molecule: messenger RNA, 1310 nt
Organism: Aptenodytes forsteri (emperor penguin)
Lineage: Eukaryota; Metazoa; Chordata; Aves; Sphenisciformes; Spheniscidae
Gene: CBX3
Product: chromobox 3
Exons: 7
Coding region: 222-794 (190 amino acids)
Biological process (GO): negative regulation of transcription by RNA polymerase II; chromatin organization
Cellular component (GO): pericentric heterochromatin; nucleus
Molecular function (GO): chromatin binding
Source: RefSeq, a predicted model, not a curated record